Messenger RNA from Abrus precatorius (Indian licorice), 1220 nucleotides. Its product is annotated as ribosomal RNA small subunit methyltransferase nep-1-like. The record is from RefSeq and is a predicted model, not a curated record. Bases 205 to 933 code for a protein of 242 amino acids. Gene Ontology annotation, cellular component: small-subunit processome; nucleolus. The transcript has 10 exons. Gene Ontology annotation, molecular function: rRNA binding; rRNA (pseudouridine) methyltransferase activity. Gene Ontology annotation, biological process: rRNA base methylation. NCBI's taxonomy places the organism in Eukaryota, Viridiplantae, Streptophyta, Magnoliopsida, Fabales, Fabaceae.
AUGUUUUCUACUCUUCUUUUUUGGCGACAGUGAGAAAUCACAAACCUUGCUGCCCUAAGGGAUUUGCUCUUUAGGAGGAGCAAAAAGGAAACUCCUUGUGUUCUUAUAUCGGCUCAUUUUGGAGGCAAUUCCACUGGAUGUCUUUUGCUGUAUUCUUGAAGUGAAUUAAUAUCAGUACUGUGUCUUGCUCCUGCAAUUUUUAAUAUGCCUUCAAAACACAAUGAAUUAAAAGUGGAUGAAGAGGAUGAUAAUUCAGUGGUACAACUUCCGGGAAUUCCACUGGCACCUCGUGACCAAAGUUCAAAAAAUGGAGUGUAUUUCAUUCUUGAGAAAGCUUCACUGGUUGCUGCAUAUGUUGGCAAAAAAUACCAAAUUUUGAAUCCAGAUGAGCAUGCCAAUUUUUUGCGGAGGAAAAAUUUGAAUCCUUAUGAUUAUAGGCCUGAUAUUGUUCACGAGGCUCUCCUUCAAAUUAUGAGUAGUCGGCUUCGCAUGGCUGGUAGAUUACGUGCUGUAUUCAUCAGGACUGAUGAAGGAAUUCUUAUUAGAGUCGAACCUCAAACUCAAAUACCAAAAACACUGGGAAGCUUUUGUAAUAUGAUGGCGGAGUUGCUGCAAAAGUUCAGUAUCAAGUCAAAGAAUGGUCAGGGAAAGCUUUUAAGGUUAAUUGAAAACCCUGUGACUCAUCACUUUCCUGUCAACUCCCGCAAAAUAGGUCUUUCUUUUAGUUCGCCCAAGGCAGUUCAUUUAAGAGACUAUGCUGAUGCCGUUAAUUGUGAUGAGAACCUUGUAUUUGUUGUUGGUGCAAUGGCUCAUGGAAAAAUUGAUGUUGACUACAUUGAUGAUCUUAUAUCAGUUUCAGCUUAUCCGUUGAGUGCUGGGACUUGUCUUAGGCGGAUCUGCAUUGCGUUAGAGAGAAAUUGGAAGAUCCAAUGAAUUUGAAGUUUUUAUUUUUGAUUAACGAGUAUAUAUAAGGCGAGUGUUUCCCUUGGUAUCUAUUUUCAUUUUAAAAUAUUUGAUGAUUCUCUUAAUUUAAAAUUUCCCAUUUGCCUAUAAACCUCUCCAUCUAAAUAUAUUCUUGUGGGCGGAUGAGUGGUACUGAUAUUCUUGUUAGGGCAUAUUUUCUCUAGUUUGAUAAACAAGAUUUUGUAUCUAAAAUCAAUGUGUAUAAUUAGAAAGUUAAAAAUCGAUAUAAAAAUAAGGUUUAUAUAAGGAUUUAGUCU